Molecule: messenger RNA, 1950 nt
Organism: Punctularia strigosozonata HHB-11173 SS5
Lineage: Eukaryota; Fungi; Basidiomycota; Agaricomycetes; Corticiales; Punctulariaceae
Exons: 4
Coding region: 161-1510 (449 amino acids)
Source: RefSeq, a predicted model, not a curated record
CGUGUUGUCUGGACAUCACCGAGCCUCGACAUCGAAGACGGUUUGAGCAUAUAUGAAGCUGUUCUGCAGUGAAUAUUCUGUCCUUGCAGGAUCCCUCUUCCGCGAACAACGCGCUGCUGCUUGAUUGACAUCAGAACAAUUCAACAGUCGUAUCCAUUCGAUGACCAAAGCACAAGAGGAUCCCAUCAAUAUGGCUCACGCACGAAGCACAAUCAACCGUCUUCCAGACGAAGUUCUUGAGCUCAUAUUCAUACACGCAACCGCGUACACCGAGGAGGAUUACGAUCUUCACCCGUUUUGGGUCAGCAAGCACCUGGCCAGCGUCGCCAACAAAACCAAAACCAACCUCUCUCUCGUGAGCCGCAAGUGGAACAGGAUAGUGUCCUCCCAUCUCUAUCGCGACGUGCAGAUUCAUUGGCGUUCCUACCCCAAGAGCCAGGACAGUUCUAGCGUGCAAUUGCGGCGGUUCGCCUCUCGGCUGCUAGAGAGUACACUUUCUGGCUUGCUGCCAUCGCAGCGGACACGCACCUUCACCUUCUAUCACGACACGAGUUUGCAGCUGGAGAACCAGGUCCUCGACUGGCCCGCGCUGGCCCGCGCAGGGACGGACCUCUGCUUCAUUCUGUCGCACGUCACGCUGUCGCGGUUCGCCACCAACCUCGACCCGAUCAUACCGUGGCUAUCAAUCCUCUCCUGCAAAAGCGCCUACUCGCUGACUCACCUGGACGUGGCCAUCCCUCCGGGCGGCGUGUCGCCGACAUUCGUCCGGCAGCUCAAUCGGUUCGUGAACCUCGUCUGGCUGCGCAUUAGCGACGUCGCGGACCAGGCGCGCAACGGCGGCGACGUCGCCGAAGCGCUCGACGACCUCCCCGUGCUCUCGCUGCCGCGCCUGCAGGACCUGCAGCUCCGGUGUGCGAUGCUCACGGACGACGUCCACCCAGACGGUGGGAUCCCGUUCCACAUCGGCCGGUACGCCAUCCUCCCGUCGCUCGACAAGCUCUCCAUCGAGGCCGGCUUCCUAUGGCGCGACGACGUCGCGACCUGGGUGCUCGAGAGGCUCGGCUCGUCGAUCCGUGAGCUACACCUGGAGGCCUACUGCGACUGCGCGCUCGACAAUCUUCAGGCGCUCGCUCCCAACCUCGUCCAUCUGACGUGCAUCGUCUCCGAGGAGCACGCGAGGGAGGCCUCGGCAGAAAUCGACCGCAACUUGAACCAUGCCCUGCUGCGGCAGCUCGACGUCUCUGGGCGGGGGUACUACAGACCCAUGUUGAAGAACAUCGCCCCGGAGCGGGUGCCGAACCUCGCGUGCGUGCGCUUCGUCGACAUCAAGUGGAGGGAUCUGCCGAUGGUGGAUUGGGAUAUGGAAGAGGAACAUGACGGGAUGGGGUACUUUUACGACAUCGACUGCGCGGCUGAGCUCGCGCUCAAGGGCAUCUUGGUCCUCGACCGAGAGGGACAGGCAUUCGGGGGUUUAAACAAACUUGAAGCCAGUAAACGGCUGCUCGAGUGACAUGAACCGGCGAAUAGCGAAGACCCCUAAACAAGGGUGUCGAUGCAUUCGCGACGAGGAUAUGUCACUUAUGCCUGCGCAGGAUGCAGAGCGGUCCGUCGUCAAACUAGCCUUUCUCGACUUCGCGCAAGGUCAGAGCAGGAAGAACCAUUACUGCGCUGAUAUGGAGUGAAGAGAGGAACCAGUGGCAAUUGUCGUGCCUUCCGAGUUCGAAUCGCUAUGCAUGGAGCACAGGCUGACAAGUGGAGGCGGCUGAUGCCUUUCGGCCUUUCGGUCUUCGGCAUGAUAGAGCGCUCACAAUGCGGGACGGCAAAGCGUAGCAGAUGAUAGUGUUGGCGAUGAUAGUAGUUUUCUGAAACUUGAAAUUAUCUGAUAAGGACUCUAACGUUUCAUCUGGUUUGGCCUCCAUGCCGUGUAUGAUUAUCAAGUCACCAGAUACA